GGAGAGUUCUGCUAUAAACCCGCGCCCACCCCACCCCCACUCAUCGUCUCAGGCUCCGGGCUCCCAGCGUCGGAAGGCUAGGGUUCCUGCACCGAGCCCGCUCCUCCCCUCACCCAUGGUGCUGUACUAUCACUAUGGGUACGGGAGCCCCCGUUUCCUGGAGGUUGCCCAGGGCUUCCACCAGCGCGGGAUCCCCUGGUCCGAGGCGAGAGGGGGAGCCGGCGUCGCCGUGAAGAAGGUCAAGCGCUAUCUCGCGGAGAUGGACAAGGCGGUGAACUACGACUACUACUACGACGACGAGCUCCGCUACACCCGCUUCAAGUCGCCCUUCGACCGCCGCCCCCUCGUUGGCCGCCGCACACGAUACAGGAAGAACGAGGGGAAGCGCACCCUCCGCCUCGUCGGGAGCAGCACCGCGAACUACAUGCGGCAAUGUGAGGAGGAUGCAUUUGGUGAUUUCGACAGCGAUGACUGGGAGGACGAGGUGUAGGAGGGCCGUAAGAACACCAACAGGCAACAGAUUGAGCAAGGGAGUACUGUACAGUCCGCGGGUGGUCAUCAUGUCUUGGGACGCUGGACUUGUUACAUAUCUGCAUAGUUUUUUUUACGUUCAUGAAAUUUUUGCUAUGUGAGGAGAGCGUUGGCCUGUAAUAGUUUUUGCACUCUCCAUGCGCGUUUUAUUUUCCACGCAUAUAUGCCCUCGUAAUGUCAGUUUUUCACGCUUCCAGUGGAAUGAGACCUGGACAAGAUUUCUAAAUUCUAACUGU
Molecule: messenger RNA, 767 nt
Organism: Setaria italica (foxtail millet)
Lineage: Eukaryota; Viridiplantae; Streptophyta; Magnoliopsida; Poales; Poaceae
Exons: 5
Coding region: 116-490 (124 amino acids)
Source: RefSeq, a predicted model, not a curated record